This is a messenger RNA of Clunio marinus, 207 nucleotides long. Lineage: Eukaryota; Metazoa; Arthropoda; Insecta; Diptera; Chironomidae. The record is from the annotation of a GenBank genome assembly.
AUGUAUUAUAAUAACGGAAACGGAAUUGAGGAAACCUUGCCUAGGGAACAAGGGAAAACACCGAGAGUUGUUUCUUUCCUUAUUGUGUUGUUGAGAGCUUUCGUUCUUUUUGUCAAAGUUUCUUUGAAACAUGCUGUUGAAGUUAAAAUUAAUUCAGCAGGUUUUGAUGAUAAAGACUUAUCUCCUAACAACACCUUUUCGUGUUAG